Messenger RNA from Salvia splendens (bonfire salvia), 3111 nucleotides. Its product is annotated as putative late blight resistance protein homolog R1A-3. The transcript has 3 exons. The coding region runs from base 1 to 3111 and encodes 1036 amino acids. The record is from RefSeq and is a predicted model, not a curated record. Gene Ontology annotation, molecular function: ADP binding. Gene Ontology annotation, biological process: defense response to other organism. NCBI's taxonomy places the organism in Eukaryota, Viridiplantae, Streptophyta, Magnoliopsida, Lamiales, Lamiaceae.
AUGGCAGCUUAUGCAGCUUUGCUCUCUCUAAUGCGUCUCAUAGAUGACAUCGAGAACCAUCACUCCCCACCCAUCUCUCUUGACAAACACCAAAUUCAAUCCCUCACUGAAAAUGUAACCUUCCUGCAAGAAUUCCUCGAACCUUACAAGUCCCCGCUUUCUGAAAGCGACGAAGCAGAUCCAUUGGAGAUGUGUAUUGCCGAUGCAGCUUAUGCGGCUGAAGAUGUUAUUGAAUCUCAUAUUGUUGACAAGAUUCAGCACAGUAGACCCAAAGCAACCAAACUCAGAAAUGUCUCAUCAAAACAUGAUGAUAAACCGGCCAAGUUGUAUGAAGAUGUACAAAAUGUGAUAGAUGAAAUGGAUCGGAUCAAGGCAGUGGCGAUGGAGACCAAUACAGACAAGGUUGUGGUGCUCCAUGAUCAACCGUGUAGAUUGAUCUCUUCUUCCACUAGGAAGCAGAGUGGUGGCAUGAUGGUGUUCUCUGAUCAUGUCUUGCAUGGAAUCAUGGAAAAGCUCAUGUCAUAUGAAUCCGGUACCCAAGUCAUCCCCAUAACAGGCAUGGGUGGGAUAGGUAAGACCGCUCUUGCUCAAACUGUUUAUUCACAAAAAGCAAUUAAUGAGCAUUUUGAUAUUUGUGCUUGGGCUACUAUUUCUGAACAAUACAACACGAGAGAAAUUUUGUGUGAACUUGUUUCUCAAUCCACUAACAAAGACAAGGAAAAACUUAGUGGAAGGAGUGAAGCCGAAUUAGGAUUAGAGCUCCACAAAUCUUUGUUUGGUAGAAGGUUUCUAAUUGUAAUGGAUGAUAUGUGGAAUAUUGAGUCUUGGGAGGAGAUUCAGCCUUUCUUUCCUAACAAUGAGAAUCACAGUCGAAUAAUGGUGACGACUAGGUUAUCCCAUUUGAGUUCCCAAUUAAACAAUCAUUAUAGCCAUUCAAUGGAGUUUCUUGAUGAGUCCAGUAGUUGGAUCCUACUAUCCAAAACUGUGUUUGGAGAGGAACAUUUUCCUCUUGAAUUGGAGAAAGUUGGAAAGGAAAUUGCAAACAAUUGUCGAGGACUUCCUCUAUCAAUUGUUGUAGUGGGAGUCUACUUGAAGCCUUGUUUCUUAUACAUGGGUGUGUUUGAGGAAGAUGAUGCAAUUAGAGUCUCAACACUUGUUAAGCUAUGGGUUUGUGAAGGAUUUCUUAAACCUGUAGAUGGCAAAAGUUUGGAAACAAUUGGGAAAAUACGAUUAAAGGACUUAGUGGAUAGAAAUCUCAUUCUAGUGGAUAAGUUGGGGUCUACUGGAAACAUAAAACGAGUCAAAGUUCAUGAUCUGCUAAGAGAUAUAUGCAUGAACCAGGGCAAGAAAGAAGGGUUUUAUCACGUGAUAGGAGAGUCUAGUCCUCGAGGCAUAAAUAGCCAACGACGCGUUGUUAUACGCAAGAACACUUCAAAGAAGAAAGUGCACGAUGACUUUAAAUCUAUGUCGCAUGUUCGCUCAAUUAUUCGCGAGCAUGGGAAACUUCCUAAGGGCCAGAACUUUGGAUUGUUGAGGACAUUACAUGCAUACAAAUUUCGUUAUUACGAUGACGAAAGCUAUGUGAAUUCUCGCGUGUCGGGGUAUGUUAACUUGCGGCACCUUGCUGUUGAGGUUGCUAGGAUGUCCUCAAUAUUUUCUUCUUUCGGUCACCUUUGGAAUUUGCAGACUUUGAUCGUUUAUUGCGAGAGUGAGUCAACUGCGCCUACCGAGAUUUGGAAAAUGCCUCAACUAAGGCAUAUUGCUAUGAAUGAGAGAAGAUUAAUUCUCCCAGAUCCUUCAACUGAUGAUGUUGUCAUGGAGAAUCUAGAGGUACUUAAGGGAGUACUCAAUUUCAAGUGUGAUGAAGAGGUGGUUAAGAGAAUUCCCAAUAUCAAUAAAUUGGAGAUAAUGUAUGAAGGGAGAAAGGGAACGGAGCAUGAUGAUUAUUACUGUAUGGGAAAUUUUGAAUGUUUGGGUAAAUUAGAAUACCUCAACAUCUCAUUUUGGUAUGAUUUUAGAGGGAGUGACUUGUAUAAGCUCAUGUUUCCCCAAAACCUCAAGAGUUUGACUCUUUCAGUACAUAAUGGAUUUGAAUGGGAAAUGAUGUUGGAAAAGAUCGGUUCUUUGCCUCUUCUUGAGAAGUUCAAGUUGUAUCGUGGACGUUUUAGAAAAGGAAAAUGGGAAAUCUAUGAAGACCAAUUCCCUAGCCUCAAAUACCUGGAGUUGUGUUCGUGUGAGAGUCUUACAUAUUGGACUACAAAAGCGAGCUCCAUCUUCCCACUUCUUGAGACGCUUUAUCUUUUUAAUUUAGAUGGACUAGAGAACAUCCCAUCUGAAAUUGGAUACAUACCAACACUCCAAAUCAUACAAAUGGAUGAUUGUCGCGAGUCAGUGGUAAAAUGUGCAAAAGAGCUUGUAGACGAACAAAUGGAUUUAAACGGGGACAAUAUUUCCUUUAAUGUUCACGUUUGGCUUCCGUUUUUUAAAAAUGAAGAAGCAGUGUUGCGAGAGUUGCAGAGCUUGUCAGAAUUUCUCCAAGCUUACAAGUCCCCUGUUUCUGACCGUGAUGAAGCCGAUCCCUUGGAGAUGCGUAUUGCAGAUGCAGCUUAUGCGGCUGAAGAUGUUAUCGAAUCUCAUAUCGUCCACAACAUUCAGCUCAGUAGAUCCAGAAGCUUCUUCAAUUCAGAUCUUGACGAUGAACAGAUUAGGCUGUAUCAAGGCGUGCAAACUGUGAUAGAAGAAAUGGAUCGGAUCAAGAGAGUGGCUAUCGAGACCAACACAGAGAAGGUGGUGGUGUAUAGUGAUCAACGGCAUGGAUUCGUCUCUUCUUACGCUGGAAAGAAGAGUAGUAACAUGAUGGUGUUCUCUGAUCAAGUCUUACAUAAGAUCAUGGAAAAGCUCGUUGCAGAUGAACCUGGUCGCCAAGUUAUUCCGAUUACAGGAAUAGGCGGGAUAGGUAAGACCGCUCUUGCUCAAACUGUUUAUUCGAAGCAAGUAAUUAAGGAGCGGUUUGAUAUUUGUGCUUGGGCUACUAUUUCUGAACAAUACAACACAAGAGAAAUUCUAUGUGAACUUGUUUCUCAAGCCACUACAGUAAAAAGGAACAACUAA